GCCCAAUUUGUUUUGUCUUCUCUCAUGAAAGGCCGUCAUAAAUGGUCCGUCUGAUACAACCCGGACCGCCUGCCCUUCUUCCCCUUCUCCCUGUUCCAAACCUCGAGGCAUUAUAACCUCCGGGGAAGCAAGGUGAGCUUUCAGCCCUUCACUUGGCUCUAACCCUCUAACCCUCUAACCCUCAUCCAUGGACCCGAAUCGGCCGAACGACACGCUCCCGACGAACUGGCGUUUUGGAGGCGGCCAUUUCCCGCCAAACCCUCGAAGCGCUGGCCACCGGCGAGCUCACUCCGAUACUUUCCUCCGCCUCCCGGACGACUUGCUUUUUGACUCCGAUCCCGAUUUCAACAUCUCAGACAUCGACUUGCCAUGUCUCUCCGAUGACAAUGUUUCGGGAGGAAGUGCUGCUGCGGCUCCGGCAAUCCCAGUUGAAUACGGUGGCCGAUCGGACGCCAGGGCGGCGCAUAUUGGAGGCAGGCAUGUCGGAAAUGGGGCUCACUUAAGGAGCUUGUCGGUCGAUGAGGGGUACUUUGAGGCGACGGGGUUUCAGGGGGCGGGUUUUACCGGUGGUGUGGCGACCGAGAAGAGGGUGCAGCACCGUCACAGUAGCUCCAUGGAUGAGGAAACGUCGCCUUUCGAAGAAGAGUCCAUGGGGUUUUCGGAUUAUGCGAAGAAGGGGAUGCCGGCGGAUAAGCUCUCUGAUCUGGCACUGAUUGAUCCUAAGAGAGCCAAGAGGAUACUUGCGAACAGACAAUCUGCAGCUAGAUCCAAAGAAAGAAAAAUCCGCUACACUAAUGAACUUGAGUGUAAGGUGCAGACACUUCAAUCCGAAGCUACUACGCUCUCAGCACAGGUUACCCUACUUCAGAGAGAUACUUCGGGCUUAACAUCUGAAAACAGGGAACUCAAACUGCGCUUGCAGGCUCUGGAACAGCAGGCUCAACUUGGAGAUGCUUUGAAUGAGGCAUUGAGAGAAGAAGUUCAACGUUUGAAAAUAGCGACCGCACAGUUUUCUAAAGGUCACGAAAGCUCCUUCAAUAGCGGUUUUGAGCAGUCAAUCUCUCCAUUUUAUGCUCAUCUUCAACAGCUUCCCAGUCAUGGUGGGAGUUUUAUGUGAGUAUUCAUAAAACCCAUGCAUGAAUUAAUUAUCAGUGAAGUUUUUGUCUAAUUAAUUCAAUGCAAUGAAUUUCUUCGUUGUUUAAUUAUAUCAUUGAUUAUGGUUUUGCUGCUCAUAAUUCAAGCAGUUGUAUGUAAUAAUCAUGUCAUGCAGUGAUAUGCUUGCCUUCAUGCCCCUUUUGAGAUAUUCUAUAAACUUUGCUGCCUUUUUGGAGAAGGCAGUAGUUUAUAUGAUAAUUAAUUUUGU
Molecule: messenger RNA, 1363 nt
Organism: Phalaenopsis equestris
Lineage: Eukaryota; Viridiplantae; Streptophyta; Magnoliopsida; Asparagales; Orchidaceae
Product: transcription factor VIP1-like
Exons: 4
Coding region: 188-1117 (309 amino acids)
Biological process (GO): regulation of DNA-templated transcription
Cellular component (GO): nucleus
Molecular function (GO): DNA-binding transcription factor activity
Source: RefSeq, a predicted model, not a curated record